GUUUGCCCCAUCCCAUCCCAGCCUCCUCAGCCUACUGUUGUUCCAAAGCCAGUUCAAUCUGUCAUACACGUUCCAUUGCAACCAAGCUGCCCGGGCCGAGGCAAGAUGGCUAAACUCAUCAAUCCAGAAGAGAUGACAUCCAGGGAUUAUUACUUUGAUUCCUAUGCUCACUUUGGAAUUCAUGAGGAGAUGUUGAAGGAUGAAGUGCGCACAUUAACCUAUAGAAAUUCAAUGUAUCACAAUAAACAUGUUUUUAAAGAUAAGAUUGUCCUCGAUGUUGGAAGUGGCACAGGAAUCCUCUCCAUGUUUGCUGCAAAGGCAGGAGCCAAGAAGGUGUAUGGGAUUGAAUGCUCAAGUAUAUCUGACUACUCAGAAAAAAUUAUCAAGGCCAACCACUUGGACAACAUAAUCACAAUAUUUAAAGGUAAAGUGGAAGAAGUUGAAUUACCUGUGGAUAAAGUAGACAUCAUCAUCAGCGAGUGGAUGGGUUACUGUCUGUUCUAUGAGUCAAUGUUAAACACAGUCAUCUUCGCACGAGACAAGUGGCUGAAACCUGGAGGGCUAAUGUUUCCAGACCGAGCUGCUUUGUACGUGGUAGCAAUUGAAGACAGACAGUACAAGGACUUCAAAAUUCACUGGUGGGAGAAUGUGUACGGCUUUGACAUGACCUGUAUUAGGGAUGUUGCCAUGAAGGAGCCUUUGGUGGACAUAGUAGAUCCAAAGCAAGUGGUGACCAAUGCCUGUUUAAUAAAGGAAGUAGAUAUUUAUACAGUGAAGACUGAAGAAUUGGCAUUUACUUCUGCGUUCUGCCUCCAAAUUCAGCGUAAUGAUUACAUUCAUGCUUUGGUCACCUAUUUUAAUAUUGAAUUUACAAAGUGCCACAAGAAGAUGGGAUUUUCCACAGGUAAACUGUAUUUCUUUUAAUUUCAUUUCUAUUCCUAUCAGUAUAUCAGCACUAUUGAUCAGAUGGUACAGGAAAGUUUGCCACCACAUUUGAAUUUCAGUGAGAAAAAGUAACUUUGGGGGAGGUCAGCAGGAUGG
This is a messenger RNA of Antrostomus carolinensis (chuck-will's-widow), 1041 nucleotides long. RefSeq names its product protein arginine N-methyltransferase 8. Gene Ontology annotation, cellular component: plasma membrane. The annotation marks the transcript as partial. NCBI's taxonomy places the organism in Eukaryota, Metazoa, Chordata, Aves, Caprimulgiformes, Caprimulgidae. Gene Ontology annotation, biological process: peptidyl-arginine methylation, to asymmetrical-dimethyl arginine; chromatin remodeling. The record is from RefSeq and is a predicted model, not a curated record. The transcript has 7 exons. Gene Ontology annotation, molecular function: histone methyltransferase activity; protein-arginine omega-N asymmetric methyltransferase activity; protein-arginine omega-N monomethyltransferase activity.